GUUGACAGUGAUAUAUGACCAUAAUGUCAUCUCAUGACGAUUGAAGUUUGAACCUUGAAAACAAUCCAUCUUUUUGUGUAUCUGUCAAGUUAAAGCUGCAGGUUUUUCACCAUGGGUCGCGUACGUACCAAAACUGUCAAAAAAGCUGCAAAAAUCAUUAUUGAAAAGUACUACACCAGACUCACAUUGGAUUUUGAUACAAACAAGAGAAUAUGUGAAGAAAUAGCUAUCAUACCCACCAAGCCUCUUCGUAACAAAAUUGCUGGCUUUGCCACCCAUUUGAUGAGACGUCUCAGACAUUCCCAAGUACGUGGUAUCUCCAUCAAAUUGCAAGAAGAGGAGCGUGAAAGACGUGAUAACUAUGUUCCUGAGGUCUCCGCCUUGGAACAUGAUAUCAUUGAAGUUGACCCUGACACCAAGGAGAUGUUGAAGAUGUUAGAUUUUAACAACAUUAAUGGCCUUCAACUCACCCAACCUGCUACACAGGGUGGAUAUGGUGGUAGACGUAAUUAAGGAUAAUAAACAUUAAUAAAAUA
This is a messenger RNA of Pieris napi, 536 nucleotides long. RefSeq names its product 40S ribosomal protein S17 (gene RpS17). Gene Ontology annotation, biological process: translation. The transcript is spliced from 3 exons. NCBI's taxonomy places the organism in Eukaryota, Metazoa, Arthropoda, Insecta, Lepidoptera, Pieridae. The coding region runs from base 112 to 513 and encodes 133 amino acids. Gene Ontology annotation, cellular component: ribosome. The record is from RefSeq and is a predicted model, not a curated record. Gene Ontology annotation, molecular function: structural constituent of ribosome.